This is a messenger RNA of Schistocerca cancellata (South American locust), 576 nucleotides long. RefSeq lists its product as uncharacterized. Bases 1 to 576 code for a protein of 191 amino acids. The transcript has 4 exons. The record is from RefSeq and is a predicted model, not a curated record. NCBI's taxonomy places the organism in Eukaryota, Metazoa, Arthropoda, Insecta, Orthoptera, Acrididae.
AUGUGCUUCUCAGAAGAACUUAAUGAUUUCUUCUGUGCUCGCUUCUUUGGUGGACUCAGAACUGACACGUCGACCUCGCUCGCUGAAUCCGUGGCUGACAUAAUGAGGACAGCCCUGAUCCUGGGUUUGGCCCUGCCGGCCAACGUGCAGGGCCAGGACUACACGGUGGGCGCGACCAUGAAGAUCGACUACGACCUGCCCAGCAACGCGACACAGCUGUUCGGUCAGGCGGCGGAGCGGGCCCUGGGCAGACUCACACGGUGGCAGCUGUACGCCACCGCCGAGGCUGCACUGUCCAGCAUGGGAGUGGACGGACGAGCGUGUGUGCUGCGCGCCAUAUGUGAGGCCGCCGAGACGCCACUGCGCCAGGACUCGCUGCUCGCCGAGCUCAGCCACUUGCUGCUCACACCGUCGACGACGGAUUCGGGCAGCAGUGAGGGGCGGCGCUACCUGGCGGCGGAGCACGCGGGGGUGGCUGCCGGGGGUGGGGGUGGUGGAGGCGAAGGCUGCGCCGCGCUCUACAGGGAGUGCGCUGCAAGUCCGCUCCACUACCUUACCGUGCUGACGUCAUCGUAG